GGAUGUUGUGUUUGUAAUGUAGUGCAGGAAAUGUUCAGGUGUAAGUGAAUCUCUGUUUUGCAACAUGGCUGAUCGCAUACAUUUAUCUGAAUAUGUUUGGUUGAAGCCAACAACCAACAAUGAAUUUGAUGUUCCAUUUGCUGUAAAAGUGUUGAACAGCUCCGGAAAUAGGAUACAAGUGAGAGAUGACAACGGGGAAGUGUUUUCUACGGAUGUUACCAACGUCAUUAAACCAUUGCAUGCCACUUCCGUUACUACUGUGGAAGACAUGAUAACUCUGGGAGAAUUGCAAGAAUACACAAUCCUACGUAAUCUUAAUAUUCGAUACAAUCAACAGCUAAUAUAUACUUACACUGGAACAAUGUUGAUAGCAAUAAAUCCAUAUGAAAUUCUACCGAUCUAUACGAUGGACCAAAUUCAUUUCUAUCAAGGCAGUAACAUAGGAGACAUUCCCCCACACAUUUUUGCGAUAGGAAAUGAUUCCUACCGAGAAUUGCUGAAGUCAGGAUCAAAUCAAUGCGUCGUAAUAAGUGGAGAGAGCGGCGCUGGAAAAACUGAAAGCACUAAACUAUUGUUGCAAUACCUAGCGGCGGCCAGCGGCAAGCACUCCUGGAUAGAGCAGCAGAUCCAAGAAACUAAUCCAAUCCUGGAAGCUUUUGGGAAUGCCAAAACGGUCAAAAACGACAACUCAUCCCGAUUCGGAAAAUACAUAAAUAUUUAUUUUAACACUAAAGGCGUCAUAGAAGGCGGCAACAUCGAUCAGUACCUUUUGGAGAAAUCUCGUAUCGUCAGACAGAGCAACGGCGAGCGAAACUACCAUAUAUUUUAUUCACUCGUAAAUGGUUUAUCAGCGGAUGAAAAGAAGAAGUUGGAACUCUCGCGACCGGCCGAUUACGAGUACCUCAACUCCGGAAGAAUGCUCACAUGCGACGGUAGAAACGACGCUCUCGAGUUUUCGGAUAUAAGGUCGGCCUUCAAGGUACUGAAUUUUUCUGACGACGACGUUUGGGGAAUGUUCAGCCUCCUAGCUGCGAUACUGCACUUGGGUAACAUGAAAUUUAAAGCUGUCAAUGUUAAUAACAUGGAGACAUCGGAAAUUACCGAUGCGAACAAUGCCACCAGGAUUGCCAAUAUCCUCGGAGUUAACAGAAGCAAGCUCUGCGAUUCCCUGACCAAGAAAACUCUCGUCGCUCAGGGAGAAAAAAUCGUUUCGAACAUCUCCGUAUUCGCCGCGGUCGAAGGCAGGGACGCUCUAGUGAAAGCGAUAUACGGCCAUAUAUUCGAGUUUAUUGUGGAUGUAAUAAAUAAAACAUUAAACAAGGGAAGUCCACUCUCCAGUGGCUCAGUUGGAAUUUUGGAUAUUUUCGGUUUUGAGAACUUCGAAUUGAACAGUUUCGAGCAGCUGUGCAUAAACUAUGCGAAUGAAAACUUGCAGCAGUUCUUUGUGAGGCAUAUUUUUAAGCUGGAACAGGAGCAGUAUGAAAAGGAGGGUAUAUCUUGGACGAAUAUAAACUAUGUGGACAAUCAAGAUAACCUUGAUUUGAUAGGACAGAAGUCCAUGAAUUUGCUUUCUCUAAUCGACGAAGAAUCCAGAUUUCCGAAGGGCACAGACCUGACGUUGCUAUCGAAACUGAACAGUAAUCACAACAAUAAAAGCUGCUACUUGACACCAAAGUCUACGCACGAUCAUCGCUUUGGUAUAAAGCAUUUCGCUGGAGAUGUUCUGUACAACGUUAAGGGUUUCCUGGACAAAAAUAGAGACAUGCUUACGAUGGAUAUAAAGGAAAUGAUAAUGGAUUCCAGCAACGAGUUUUUAAAGAGCAUAUUCCCGUUGGAAGCAGUCACGCCGCAUAGCGGAAGUCGCAAAGUUGUCUCCCUCAGCCACCAGUUUAAAACUUCUUUAGAAUCUUUGAUGAAGACUUUAUACGCUUGUCAUCCAUUCUUUAUUCGAUGUAUUAAACCGAAUGAAUUUAAGAAGCCACGGCUAUUCGAUCGGGCGUUAUGCGUUCGUCAGCUGCGUUACGCUGGACUAAUGGAAACUGCUAAAAUAAGACAAGCCGGGUAUCCCAUUCGAUACACCUACUUUGAAUUCGUAAUGCGCUAUCGAUUGGUAGUCCCAGGUAUACCGCCACCUGAAAAAACUGACUGCAAAAGUGCCUCCGAAACUAUCUGCACCGCAGUGUUAAAAGAUCAGGAGUUCAGACUCGGUCAUACCAAAGUAUUUCUUAAGGAUCACCACGAUGCGGUGCUGGAAGAGUUACGUCAUAAAGUGCUGAUAAAGGCGGUAGUGUAUGUGCAGGCGAACGUCAGACGAUUUAUCGCUAGAAUAAGAUAUUUGCGGCUGAAGGAAGCGGCUAUCGUCACACAGAAACACUUCCGAGGCCGAGGUUACAGAAAAAGAUUCCUCGCGAUGCGAAGAGGGUACCUGCGAUUACAAGCUGUCAUUAAAUCGAGGGAGCUGAAAAGGACUUUCCUGCACCUCAGGAAUUUCUUCACAAAAUUACAAGCCCAAAGCAAAGGCUACCUAAUACGAAAGCUGAUUAAAGACAAGGGCCCAAUAAUCAGAGCGAAGUUGGAGAUGCUUAAGAAGGAAAAACGGGCAUCCAGAGAUGACAUUAAAACUGCUGAGGACUCGUACGAGAAAAAAUAUACGGAGCUAAUGGCUUCCAUAUGGAUUGUGAAAGAUGUGUGCGCAGAUAAUGAUAACCAAAUAGGUGUAAUAGAGGACAAAUAUGUCGACGAUGUUUUUGGCUUUUUGAAGGAUUCGUCUACGCCUGCUGGUACGGUUAGAGGUACCGGUUUUGGAGUGACUUCGACCGCUAAGACACCGGUGUCUAAAAUAAUACCGUUACGACAAGAAGAAGAGGAGGAGUCAUUUGACGAAUUUAAUUUUAAAAAAUUUGCAGCUACCUACUUUUUAGGGAAUACGAGCCAUCAAUACUCUAGAAAACACCUCAGACACUCGUUACUAGACCUUCCCUCGCCGAUCGACAAAAUGGCGUCCCAGGCUCUGUGGAUCACUAUACUCAGGUUUAUGGGAGACCUCUCGGAGCCGAAAUACAGCGAUGACAAAAUCGACAACGUGCCGGUCAUGACCAAACUCUAUGACACUCUAGGACGCGCCUUCCAGAAAAGCAAAGAAUUUGAAAAUCUCCUACCAAACGAGACUUAUGAUGGGUACGACAAAAAAAGCAAAAUGAUUCAGAAGACGCUGAAGCGACACACCAAACUGAACGAAGAUUUUCUAAAGAAUUUAGUCAACGACGAAUUAACUAACGAAAUGUAUAAUAACUGGCUAAAUGCCCGACGCAGUUCCAAUUUAGAAAAGCUUCACUUUAUCAUUGGACAUGGAAUAAUUCGCAAGGAAUUAAGGGACGAAAUAUAUUGCCAAUUGUGUAAACAACUCACUAACAAUCCUUCAAAGGCAUCAUACGCGCGUGGCUGGAUCCUUCUAUCUCUGUGCGUGGGUUGUUUCCCGCCAUCCGAACGUUUCGUUAAAUAUCUCAGAUCGUUCAUCAGAGACGGUCCGCCAGGGUAUGCCCCGUACUGCGAAGGGAGGUUAGUGCGAACCUUCAAAAAUGGACCUCGAACGCAACCGCCGAGUUGGCUGGAAUUACAAGCGACGAAGACCAAGAAACCUAUCCUACUCACGAUCACACUCAUGGACGAAUCCCUGAAAACGACUCAGUCUGAUUCGGCCACGACCGCCGAGGAGAUUUGCCAACAGAUCGCCGAUAAUAUAAAUCUCACCGACACUUUUGGAUUUUCGCUGUACAUCACGCUAUACGACAAAGUCCUGUCCUUGGGCAGCGAGGGUGAACACAUCAUGGACGCGAUAUCGCAAUGCGAGCAGUUCGCGAGAGAGCAGGGCACGCAGGAAAAGAACGCUCCUUGGAGAUUAUUCUACAGAAAAGAAGUUUUCACGCCGUGGCAUAAUCCGAUGGACGACCCCGUCGCUACGAAUCUAAUAUUCCAUCAGGUCGUUAAGGGCGUGAAGUUCGGAGAGUACAGGUGUAGCUCCGAAAAGGAUUUGGCGAUAAUUGCAGCGCAGCAACAUUAUAUAGAGUAUGGAAACCGCAUCGAUCCUAAUAUACUGAGAAAAGUUAUAGUCAAUUACAUACCGAAUCAAUUCAUACAGUCCAACGAUGCGGCGCUGACAAAAUGGGAGCAUCUCGUCACGAAAGCUUUCGAAUCAUCGAAAAAUAUACAGUCGUCGAUCGAUCCUCUGCGAUGUAAGGAGGAUAUAGUGAUAUUCGCUAAGAUCAAGUGGCCGAUGUUGUUCUCGAGGUUCUUCGAAGUGGUCAAAUUAAAAGGGGAAGCUAUCAACAAGGAGCUCGUCAUAAUAGCGGUCAAUUGGACAGGAAUUUAUAUAGUGGACCAGUCGGAGCUGAUACUACUGGAGAUAUCAUACCCCGAAGUCACCUACGUCGCCUACGAGGAGGACACGGAGUAUGAAAACUUAGGACGUAUAACGAUAAGAACUAUACAGCAGGAGGAAUUCGUUUUUCAGAGCGUGGAUGCGCGCGAGAUGAGUUCCCUCGUAAUAUAUCUGAUAGACGGUCUGAAGAGGCGGUCGAUUUAUGCCAUAGCCCAAAGUGACUCCGAAGGUUACAGCGACGCCGCGUCCUUCUUGAAUUACAAGAAAGGGGAUCUCAUUACACUCCUUCAGGACGCUACCGGAGAGACGCUGAUGAACGCGACCUGGGGCCACGGCGAGUGUAACCACCAGGAGGGCCUCUUCCCCACCGAGCAAGUUUAUAUUUUACCGACGCUGACGAUGCCGCAUAGCGCCAUUUUAGAGGUGUUCAAAAAAGGAGACAUUAACAACCAGAAGAAAUCGCAUUCCAAGUAUAAUACCAUACAGAGAAAGAAAAUGCAUACCUUAGAAAAUUUCGCCAAGGAGCAUUUCCGAGAGAACUACGAUAUAAACGCGACAGUUUCCAGACACGCGACUCUCAACACAGCUAAAAAAUCUGUUCUCGGCGACUUGUGGGCGCAUACUCGUGAGCCUAUUCGAAAGCCUCUGCUGAAGAAGCUUUUGGAUGACGAGAGACUGUGUAAAUCGUCAGUAGCGAUAUUUUAUGCCAUUCUGAGGUACAUGGGGGAUAUGCCCACUCCUAAAGUUCGGUCUGCGACGGAAUUCACGGACGAAAUAUUCAGACCGGCCCUAGCGGACUCCGUGUUGCGGGACGAGGUGUACUGCCAAAUCAUGAAGCAACUGACGAACAAUCGUAUACAGUUGAGCGAGGAGCGGGGAUGGGAGCUGAUGUGGCUCGCCACGGGGGUGUUCGCUUGUGGGCAGCUACUGAUUAAGGAGUUAGUCGAGUUUUUAAAGACGAGACCGCAUCCGAUCGCCAAAGACUGCCUGAAACGCGUGUUCAAAAUACAAAGAGGCGGUUCGAGAAUGUAUGCGCCGUACGUAGUCGAAGUGGAGGCUAUUCAACAUCGAAGCAUGCAGAUCUACCACAAAGUUUACUUCCCCGAUGACACCGAUGAAGCGUUCGAGGUCGAUUCCUCUACGAAGGCGCGAGAUCUCUGCGAACAGAUAACCGGCCGGUUGAAUUUGAAAAACAGCGACGGUUUUAGUCUCUUCGUGAAAAUAGUCGACAAAGUAUUUUCCGUUCCCGAGUCGUACUAUUUCUUCGAUUUCAUACACGAGCUGGUAGAAUGGAUGAAACAAACCCGACCCGUGCGAGGAGGAAACCAGUUACAAAUGAAUUAUCAAAUAUUCUUUAUGAAGAAGCUAUGGAUUAACACGGUUCCCGGAAGAGAUAAAAAUGCCGACCAAAUAUUUUAUUACCCCCAAGAAUUACCAAAAUAUUUGCGUGGCUAUCACAAAACGUCUAAGCAAGACCUAGCGGAGCUAGCAUCGAUUAUAUUUAGAGCGAGAUAUGGCAACGAUCAGUCGCUCCUGCCGCAGAUUUCGCAUAUGCUGAACGAUCUUCUACCUCCGGAUAUGAUAAAAAUACAAAGUAGUUCUCAAUGGAAGUCGUCUAUCAGUAGUGCUUAUUUACGCCAAGGGACAAUGAGCGAGGAAGACGCGAAAGAACUUUUUCUUAAGAAAGUUUAUCAGUUCCCCACAUUCGGUACAGCAUUCUUUGAAGUGAAACAAACCUCUGACCCCUCGUAUCCAGAAAUGGUAGUUAUUGGGAUCAAUAAAAAUGGAGUUAGUGUUAUACAUCCUCAAAGUCGGGAUAUUCUGGUCACCUAUCCAUUCUCACAGCUAUCCAAUUGGUCAUCUGGCAAUACAUUCUUCCACAUGACGAUGGGCAAUUUCUUCCGAGGGACCAAAAUUCUUUGUGAAACGUCUUUAGGUUACAAGAUGGAUGAUCUUAUUUCCUCCUACAUUGCAGUGUUACGGCAAGCGUUGAAAAAGGAGCAACGGUCUUAAGGCAGAGAGUGUUUUAUGAACAAGGCUGUGUUUCCACCAGAGAUGUGUUGCGAGGAAUGUGUUUUUGAGAACCAAUAAAAUAGCUUCAUUGACGAUAGCUUAAGCCAUGACAUCGCUCAGCGCGGCGAUGCUAUUGGAUCUUAAAAACAC
Molecule: messenger RNA, 6541 nt
Organism: Aricia agestis (brown argus)
Lineage: Eukaryota; Metazoa; Arthropoda; Insecta; Lepidoptera; Lycaenidae
Product: myosin-VIIa-like
Exons: 11
Coding region: 65-6391 (2108 amino acids)
Cellular component (GO): cytoskeleton; myosin complex
Molecular function (GO): protein binding; ATP binding; cytoskeletal motor activity
Source: RefSeq, a predicted model, not a curated record